Molecule: messenger RNA, 3372 nt
Organism: Penicillium cinerascens
Lineage: Eukaryota; Fungi; Ascomycota; Eurotiomycetes; Eurotiales; Aspergillaceae
Product: DUF3591 domain-containing protein
Exons: 1
Coding region: 1-3372 (1123 amino acids)
Biological process (GO): RNA polymerase II preinitiation complex assembly; transcription by RNA polymerase II
Cellular component (GO): transcription factor TFIID complex
Molecular function (GO): TBP-class protein binding; RNA polymerase II general transcription initiation factor activity; RNA polymerase II general transcription initiation factor binding
Source: RefSeq, a predicted model, not a curated record
AUGCCUCACGCUACCCAGAAACCGGCCCCCGAGGGCCCGGCGGAUGACGAGUUCGACAAUGUGAUGCGACAGCUGAACAAUUACGAAGGUGGCCCGGAGUUCGACUUCUUGUCGCGUGACUUGGACGUUGGGGAGAAAGCAGAUGAUGCGGUCGACUACGAAGAUUUCGAAGACGAUGAACUCCCGGAGGAAGAGGCUGUCCCCGCGUCGACGCGUCUUCCGCCCACUGACGAGACUGAGGACCCUUUCGCGAACCUCGAAGGAGAUGAUGAUGCCGGUCUAUUUGGAGAUGCCGGAGAUUUCGGAGGCGAAGGAGGCAUCUUUGGUGAUCAAGGAGAGGGACUACAAACCCAGGGAGACAACCUUGAUGAUCUUUUCGGUGAAGGCGCUGCCUCUCCGCCUGCUGGCCAGGUGGAUGAAACACAGGGUCUCUUCGAAGAUGAGGAACCUUCGUUGACAGACCAGCCAGUUGAGCUACCACCUAUUCCUCCGGCCCCCGAACCUCAGCCUCAGCCGAUGGCUCUCGACGACAGCGAGAUCUUGGACGACGUUAGUGUCAUAUCCGAGGAGAUGGACCCGGCGACCCUUCGUGCCUGGAAGCUCCAGCAGCAGUUAUUUGCGAUGUCAUCGAUUGCCGGACCCGACAAUGUACCCGCGCCACCCGAGAACCAUGAGGAGCUUCUUCAUUCUCUGUUUCCCAGCUUCGACCGUGAUACGCUUCCGCGCUGGCUGGAGCUCAUUCCACAGAAGAAGGCCUUCUUCCUGGGAAAGCAGCCUACCAAAGUCCCGAAGCCAGUUCUUCCUACGAAGGUCAAUAUCGAGUUGGCUCCUGAUCAGGAACGCGUGUUCAGGACUGGCCAGCCGAACAAGCGUGGACUGGAUCACGACUCUUUGGGUAUCGUGAUGAUCACCGAAGCUACCCAGGAGGAGGAGGAAGAGGAGGAAACGAAGGAAGAUUUUGAAAUGGGUGGCGCCAACACAGAUGAAAUGCUUCCUGGUGGCUUUACCAUGCAAGAUCUUCGAACUAUCUGCGCAGACUGGGAUGUCCGGGACGAGGACCUUUCCUCCACCGAAAAGGAGCAAAAGCCGGCUGCACCGGCUGAGUCGGGGCUCUUCGACGAGGAUGAGCCAGACUGGCUGAUCGAUGAAAACCAGCCAUCUAAAAAACGCAAGACUGGCCCAUCCCCUAUGGACGUGAUCGCUCUGUCCCACCUCGAUAUUCCCUACCUGGAUGACCCUGAACAAGCGAUCGCGCAAGUGGCCAAGAGGGUUACCAUCGACAUGAAUGAUCCCAACAUUCUUGUUGAGGAGCUGAGACCAGAUGCGGCUGUUCACAAACCUAGACAGAAUCUUCUUCGCUCAAGAGAAGAUAUGGAUUUGAAUGUUACUCGUCGUCUCACCCAGCGAUAUAACAUCUCGAAUGAUCAAGCAUACGACAUGUUGAAGCAGAAUCAUCAGAACAAGAUUCGAAGCACUCUCGGCAAUGUCACCCUUGAGCACGCGUUACCAGCUUUGCGUUUGCAAUGGCCAUACUAUAAGACUGAGCUAGGAAAGGCCGAGGCUAGAUCGUUCCACCGUCCUGCUAUGGCCUUCCGUCCUGGACAAACAUCCUGGUUCAAGAAUCCAGUACAUAUCAAGCGCAAGCACCAAAAGGGCAAAGAUGCCAAGGCGCUCUACGAGUCCACGAAGUCACUUUCUCUGGCCGACAACUCGAAUGCUCUACUCGUGGAAUACUCAGAGGAGGUGCCUUUCGUUCUCUCCAACUUUGGCAUGUGCAAUCGCUUCAUCAACUACUACCGACGGAAGAAUCCAGAUGAUCCUACCCGCCCCAAGGCAGAGAUUGGCGAAACGGCAGUUUUGCUUCCUCAGGACAAGAGUCCAUUCUCCAUCUUCGGUCAUGUGGAUCCGGGCGAGAUUACCCCUGCAAUCUCGAACUCGAUGUAUAGAGCGCCCCUGUUCCCGCACCAGGCUAAGGGAAAUGAUUUCCUUGUGAUCCGUAACAGCACUGGCUCUGGGGGCAGCAAUUAUUACGUGCGAAAUAUCGAAAACUUUUUUGUUGCUGGACAGCAGUUCCCAUCUGUUGACAUUCCCGGUCCUCACUCGCGCAAGGUUACUACUGUCGCGAAGAACCGCAUGAAAAUGCUGGUAUACCGGCUGCUCAAGAAGAGUGCCGAUGAAAGGCUCGCUAUCAGUGACGUUACCGCUCACAUCCCCGGUACCACUGAUAUGCAGAACCGACAAAAAGUGAAGGAUUUCCUUCAGCAUGACAAGGAUACUAAAUAUUGGAAACCUUUGGAUCCUGUCCUUCCAGAUGAAGAUACCAUUCGAUCAUGGGUUCAACCUGAAGAUGUCUGCUUGUUAGAAGCGAUGCAAGUUGGCCAACAACAUCUUCACGACACCGGAUUUGGAAACGAUGCCGAGACUGGUGGUGAAAAUGAGGAGGAUGAGGAAGGAGAGAGUUUCGAGCAGCAGAUGGCUCCUUGGAAGGCCACCCGCAACUUCCUGCUGGCGUCGCAAGGCAAGGCCAUGCUGAAGCUUCACGGUGAAGGCGAUCCUACCGGCCGUGGCGAGGGCUUCAGUUUCAUCAAAACAUCCAUGAAAGGUGGAUUCAAGGCCAUCGGCGAAAGUGUGGAAGACAAGCUGGACGCCCAGCGCCUCAAGGAACUCGGCGGUCACAGCUACAACGUUGCCCGCCAACAAAAAUCAUACGAGACUUCCAUCCGCCGGAUCUGGGAUGCACAAAAGGCCAGUCUCUCAUCGACUGUCGAGCACUCAGACCAGGAGAGCGACGUCGACCAGGGCGAAGAAGAAGAGUUCAACAAGCCAACCCCACGAUCCGAGGCACCCACCCCCGCACCCAACAGACGCGGCGACGACGAAACAACCAGUCAGUUCAGCCGAAUGAGUUUCGCAAGCCAAAAGGGCAAGGUGCUACGCAUCACGCGCCAGUUUAAGGCUUCAAAUGGCGAAAUCUUGCAAAAGGAACAACUCGUCUGGGACCCCCGUGUCAUCAGACACUAUAUCCAGCACCGCCACCGCACCGAAGCCCUCACCACCAAGCUGGAAUCCCUCCAGCCAACCGGCGACCCGGAGGUGGACGCGCGCAACCGCAAGCUGAUCGAGGCCGAGCUGAGCCGUCUCAACCGAAACAAAGAACGCCGCUUCGCUCGCGAGAAGCAGAAGGGUAUUUCUCGGCCUGGCGAUUCCCCCGCCGAUGGCAAGCCUGCUGGUACUCAGCGCAAGUGCGCCAAUUGUGGCCAGGUCGGUCACAUCAAGACGAACAAGAAGCUUUGCCCCUUGCUCAACGGUACGAUGAAGCCUGAGGAUCGCGUGACAGACUCGGCUUUCUCAAUGAGUGCACCUGUUCUCUAG